This is a messenger RNA of Artibeus jamaicensis (Jamaican fruit-eating bat), 7355 nucleotides long. It is a transcript of the gene SATB1, whose product is annotated as SATB homeobox 1. The record is from RefSeq and is a predicted model, not a curated record. The transcript is spliced from 12 exons. Bases 1319 to 3598 code for a protein of 759 amino acids. Gene Ontology annotation, molecular function: DNA-binding transcription factor activity, RNA polymerase II-specific; RNA polymerase II cis-regulatory region sequence-specific DNA binding. NCBI's taxonomy places the organism in Eukaryota, Metazoa, Chordata, Mammalia, Chiroptera, Phyllostomidae. Gene Ontology annotation, biological process: chromatin remodeling; regulation of transcription by RNA polymerase II.
AGAGGGCUGCAGCCCGGGCGGACGCGCGGAGCCGAGCUGGGCACGGCGGCGGCGACAGCGGCCGGGAUGAGUCAACUCAUAAUUUAAUGGGGGCAGAGACGGCAGCGAGGGGGAGAGCGAGAGAGCGAGGGAGAGCAACAGCCCCGUCCGGGGACUCGCACUCACACGCACACACACCGACGCGCGCACACACACACCUCUCCCUGUGCCACCCAGCAACAACCGGCCUCGUCACAACAACAACAGCCGCGGCCGCCCUCUAGACUGCCCGGGGACCGAGCAGAAAGCCGGGGCGACUCCAGAGGACGCUUCCCACCCCCCUCUUCCGUUUUGGGAAACUCCUCAUCAGUUUUGCUGGGGUUUCUGGGUUUCUUUGCCCCCAAGUCCUAGUGCCAUUGUGGUGCUCGUUGUUUACCUCGGACUCGGGCUGAGUGAGAGCCCGGAGACUUUUUUGGGGGGAGGGGGCGGGGAGUUAGUGGCUGCUGAGGCGGUGGAGGUGGCCGGGGGUGCCUUCCGAUUCUCUCCCCCUCCCCCGUGCCCUUCCCCCCUCCCUGCCUCCACUCGCUCGGCUCCCCUGACACUUGCAGCCCCGCGUCCAUGGGCACUGAGAGUGUCCUCGGGGCUGUUGUCAGCGAGGGCCGAGUCAAAAGUGGCAUCUUAGUGCCUUUCUGGGGCUUUUCUCGCGACCUCCUGCCCCCCACCCUCGCUGUUCCCCGGUAGAAUCCCUUGUUGAGGGCGCGAGGCUGUGGGAAGAAAGUUUAAGGUUUGUUAAUAUUAGUCGCGAUUGUUGGGGAGGGCGGCGGGGGCGAUGGGAAGGGAGGCGUAGGUGGCCUUCCCCUCGCUGCGUUCCGCGGGGUCAUUGGAGAAUAAUAUCGCAAGUGACAGCCCGAGCAGACUUUCUCUGCUCGCACCGAGAAACCCCCGCGAGCUGGGGGGAGGGGGGAGGAAAGCGAGGGGACCUUUUUCCCCUUUCUGGAGACCUUGUCCGCAGUGAUUUUUUUUCUUCUUUUCUUUUUAAGAGAAUCCUCUGUCACCACCUCGCCUCCCCAGCUCCACCACAGUCUACAGCUCAUAACGGGUUUUGCUUUGUUUUUACGAUUCUUCCCCCAACGAAUCACUUGUCAGAUCAAUUUUAUCUUCGCCCUCCUCCCUACUUCCCACUCUCCCCUCCUCCCUCAUCGAAAACCCCGUUCUCUGAGGACAGAAAACAGUCUUGAACUUCUCUUCAAGAACCCGGGCUGCAAAGGAAAUCUCCUUUGUUUUUGUUAUUUAUAUGCUGUCAAGUUUUGAAGUGGUGAUCUUUAGAGGGUAACUGAGUAUGGAUCAUUUGAACGAGGCAACUCAGGGGAAAGAACAUUCAGAAAUGUCUAACAAUGUGAGUGAUCCGAAGGGUCCACCAGCCAAGAUUGCCCGCCUGGAGCAGAACGGAAGCCCACUAGGAAGAGGAAGGCUUGGAAGUACAGGUGGAAAAAUGCAAGGAGUGCCUUUAAAACACUCGGGCCAUCUGAUGAAAACCAACCUUAGGAAAGGAACCAUGCUACCCGUUUUUUGUGUGGUGGAACAUUAUGAAAACGCCAUUGAAUAUGAUUGCAAGGAGGAGCAUGCGGAAUUUGUGUUGGUGAGAAAGGAUAUGCUUUUCAACCAGCUGAUAGAAAUGGCAUUGCUGUCUCUGGGUUAUUCGCAUAGCUCUGCUGCCCAGGCCAAAGGGCUAAUCCAGGUUGGAAAGUGGAAUCCAGUUCCACUGUCUUACGUGACGGAUGCCCCCGAUGCUACGGUAGCAGAUAUGCUUCAAGAUGUGUAUCAUGUGGUCACACUGAAAAUUCAGCUACACAGUUGCCCCAAACUCGAAGACUUGCCUCCUGAACAGUGGUCGCACACCACAGUGAGGAAUGCUCUGAAGGACUUACUGAAAGAUAUGAAUCAGAGUUCGUUGGCCAAGGAGUGCCCCCUUUCACAGAGUAUGAUUUCUUCCAUUGUGAACAGCACUUACUAUGCAAAUGUCUCAGCAGCGAAAUGUCAAGAAUUUGGAAGGUGGUACAAACAUUUCAAGAAGACAAAAGAUAUGAUGGUCGAAAUGGAUAGUCUUUCUGAACUAUCCCAGCAAGGAGCCAACCACGUCAACUUUGGCCAGCAGCCGGUCCCAGGGAACACAGCCGAGCAGCCUCCGUCCCCCGCGCAGCUCUCCCACGGCAGCCAGACCUCUGUCCGGACCCCUCUUCCGAAUCUGCACCCUGGGCUUGUGUCGACGCCCAUCAGCCCUCAAUUGGUCAACCAGCAGCUGGUGAUGGCUCAGCUGCUGAACCAGCAGUAUGCAGUGAACAGACUUUUAGCCCAGCAGUCCUUAAACCAACAAUACUUGAACCACCCUCCCCCUGUCAGUAGAUCUAUGAAUAAGCCUUUGGAGCAACAGGUUUCCACCAACACAGAGGUGUCUUCCGAAAUCUACCAGUGGGUACGUGAUGAACUGAAACGAGCAGGAAUCUCCCAGGCAGUGUUUGCACGUGUGGCUUUUAACAGAACUCAGGGCUUGCUUUCAGAAAUUCUCAGAAAGGAAGAGGACCCCAAGACUGCAUCCCAGUCUUUGCUGGUAAACCUUCGGGCUAUGCAGAAUUUCUUGCAGUUACCAGAAGCUGAAAGAGAUCGCAUUUACCAGGAUGAAAGGGAAAGGAGCUUGAACGCCGCCUCGGCCAUGGGCCCGGCCCCCCUGAUAAGCACACCGCCCAGCCGCCCUCCCCAGGUGAAAACAGCUACUAUUGCCACUGAGAGGAAUGGCAAACCAGAGAACAAUACCAUGAACAUUAAUGCUUCCAUUUAUGAUGAGAUUCAGCAGGAAAUGAAGCGCGCUAAAGUGUCCCAAGCACUGUUUGCAAAGGUUGCAGCAACCAAAAGCCAGGGGUGGUUGUGUGAGCUGUUACGUUGGAAAGAAGAUCCCUCUCCAGAAAACAGGACCUUGUGGGAGAACCUCUCCAUGAUCCGAAGAUUCCUCAGUCUUCCUCAGCCAGAACGUGAUGCCAUAUAUGAACAGGAGAGCAAUGCGGUGCAUCACCAUGGCGACAGGCCGCCCCAUAUCAUCCACGUUCCAGCAGAACAGAUUCAGCAGCAGCCCCAGCCCCAGCCGCAGCAGCCGGCCCCACCGCCCCCGCAGCCCCAGGCACAGCAGCCAGCAGGCCCCCGGCUGCCCCCGCGGCAGCCCACGGUGGCCGCGCCGGCCGAGGCUGAGGACGACAGCCGCCAGAAGACCCGGCCACGAACAAAGAUUUCCGUGGAAGCCCUCGGAAUCCUCCAGAGUUUCAUCCAAGACGUAGGCCUGUACCCGGACGAAGAGGCCAUCCAGACUCUGUCUGCCCAGCUGGACCUGCCCAAGUACACCAUCAUCAAGUUCUUUCAGAACCAGCGGUAUUAUCUCAAGCACCACGGCAAACUGAAGGACAACUCCGGCUUAGAGGUGGAUGUGGCCGAGUACAAAGAAGAGGAGUUGCUUAAGGAUUUAGAAGAGAGUGUCCAAGAUAAAAACGCUAACACCCUUUUCUCGGUGAAACUGGAAGAUGAGCUAGCAGUGGAAGGGAACACAGACGUUAACGCGGACUUGAAAGACUGAGAUAGAAAGUAUUAUUUUCAUUCAACAGUGCCACUGGUAUUUACCAACAAAAUGAAAAUCCACCUGUAUUUGCUCACAAAACCUUUGUUGUUCAUGGUUUGGCCAACGACUCUUCAGAAAGUUGCACAAACAGGAAAGUGGAGAAAGGAUAAUACAGACUGCACUAAAUAAUUUUACUCUGUUUUACAAACUGCUUGGCAGCCCCCGGUGAAGCAUUGAGGAUUGUUUGGUAUUAAAAAUUCAAAUUUGCGUUCACGGGAUGCACCGAGGUGUGUACCCCGUUAGCAUGAUACCAGUGAUUUUUUAAAAUAAUUAUUAUUAUUCUGGAGCCUCAAACAAGCAUUAUAACUUCUGUGAUUAUCAUUUCCUUCCUUUAAUUAUUUCUGUAACACUCCACACUGAUCUUUGGAAACUUGCCCCUUAUUUUAAAAAGAAAAAAAAAAAGAGUUUGUUACUCUAUUGUAUGUUACAAAAGAACUAUAGACUGUGGAAUGCAGUUUAAAGAUGACAUAUGCCAACAAAUGCCUUGUAGUAUAUGGCACUGCCGUAAUUCAAAUUUGUGUUUAUUUUAGAAAUAAAAGUUCACUGUCAUUUUUUUUCAUUCUCAUUGUUACAUGAUUUUUUUUUAAAAAAUGAAAAAAAUGUGAAACACAAUUUAGUCCUCAUUAUUUAUUUGUAGAUCCUGCAGCAUCCUGUUGUAAUUAAUUUUUUGGAAGUUUCCGUUAAAUGUAAUAUUGCUUCUCUUGUUACCAUACUGAUUCUUUUCUAUUUAUAAAUGUAUUUUGAUGGGCAGUAAAACAAAGUGUCUUAAAAGUUUUAAAUAGAGAAAAUGUGCUUUACACAGUUGCCUAUAAAAAGUGCUCUAUGUUAUCCAAGCAAUUCAUACUAUAAGCUUCACUCUUAUUGUUGUAUGCAAUUUUUACUAUCAUGCAAAUAAGCUUAGGUAAAUAAAACUAAUAGAUCACCUUAGAAGAUUAUGCAAUUAAUGUGAAAAUAAUUGAUGUUUGCAAUGUGUCUUCCUUUGGUUUACAAUCAAUUUUAAAGCUACAUCUGUAUAAAAUUUCUGUAUAAAGGUGUAUUUCUUUUUUUUUAUGAGUUCAUGGCUAUGAAAACACCAGCUAUUUUGUUGCAGCUGGCUGUUUUUAUAAGUGUACCACAAUUUUCUUUAUGCAGAAAUGUUCUGAUUAGGAGUGGUUAUUGACUGUAACUACGCAAUUAAAAUUGUUUGUAUGGUAUGACAUGGUAGGGUUUGUCUGCUUAUGUGAAGUCACCUUCAAGAGUCCAAGACGGCCCUCCCAGUUAGGUGCAUGGUACUACCUUCUUGAUAUUUCACUGAUUUUAUAAAAGGCAAUUGAAAAGUCACUCACUAAAUUCAAGUCACAAACACAUGCUCAUUUUUUAAGUGUAACUAGGGAAGAGGCUAAACUAUUUUAGGUUAACAUUUUGCUUAAUAAACAGAUAGCAGGAUGGUCUAAAGACUCGCCAAAAAAAAACAACAAACCAUAAAUCCAGUCUCUGGCAGUUAUGUACUGAGGAUGGAUUCAUCUGCAUUUACUUCACAAUACUUCAGUUAUGGCAACACUUUUUUAAAGCUCUAACGCACAGAUAUUUUUAAAGGCCACUAAUAGUAACAUUAAAAUAAGCAUGGAAAAAUGGACCCUCUGUAUAAAAACUCCUUAAUAAGCAGUGUAUUUUUCUAAAGUUAUAAAUGGAGUAUAAGUUAACUCAUUUGGUUGUGUAUGUCAUAACUAUAAGAACCACAUGAAGAAAACAAGAAUAACACACCUGGAAUUUAAACACAGUUUUCAAGAUAGAAAAUUAGUUGUGCUAAUGGUCAUAGGAUUGAGGCCAGGGUUGCAGUUUUUGAUAUUUUUUAUAAUUACUUUAUAUUUUGCUUCCUGUUUUGAAAGGGUUCCUAGAUGUUGGUUAAUAGGUGUGUCUGGGUUCCUUAAAACCUGGUUCUGAAACGGCCCCUUCUUCUCCAGCCAUCGCCCUGGGCCCUGAUAAGCUUGUGGGCAGGCAACUGGGCUGCUUUAGUGCUGAACUUUUACGUAGGAAGCUGAAAUGGUAUCAUUGAAAACUCCCCAUUCACUUUUAAAAAGUACUGUUUACUUUUGAAGUGCGGCUGAACUACUCUGAAAGCAGCUGGCUUCCUGCAAACUUAAAAAUUGAAAAAGUUUUUAAUUUACUUAAGUGAGAAAACUUUUAAACAUUCUUGUUCACGAGACUUGAGAAAAGCAUUUGAAUAAAAGGAGCUUGAAUUAAAAUAGAGGUUAGAUUUCAUGUAUUAAAAAACAAAUAGAAACUAGUAUGCCAUGAAGUUUUUAAGAAAACUAUCUUCCUCUUUCUCUUCUCUGAGUUUAAGGAAAAACAUAGAGCAGAGAGAAUAUUUUCUUAACUAGCCCAACACUUAAGGUGUCAGAGGUAUGAAAUUUAAUAUUUUAAUGGGAGGAAAGAAUGGGUUGCAAAAUAAGAUUUUCCCAUUCCCAAUAAUCUAACUUUUGAAAUGACAUUCUCAGUGAAUUGGUGAGUGUGUAUAAGAAAUCAACAAUAUUAACAAAAUUCUUACUUAGGUCCUUUAACUUAAGCACCAUAAUUUUGCUAAUAUGGUAUAUUAAACCAAAAAAAAAAAAAGCACAUGACAGUAAACAGUGAUGAGUAGUGUGUAAAACUGUUUUCAGGAAAGAUGGCACAUUUUCGAAAAGAUCUGUCUGGGUGACCUUCCACAUGGCUCCUCCCAUGUCAUUACUGUGCGUAGCAGUCCUCUUGUUGCCCAUGGAACAAGCUUCAUUGUGUCCAAGUUUAUCAGAGACUUUUUAAAAGCGGGGCAUGGUAGAGCGCUUCGUGCUGUUAAGACCUUAGCAGAGUCAGGUAGUUUACGGGUAAUAUUCAACCUUGUACAUCUGAAUCUGUCAUGGAUUCCUUCCCUCAGCACUUUGCCACUAAUUUGUAUUACACUCUGUGGCCAUAUAAUACUUGCACAUUAUGCAAAAAAUAAUGUUGAUAGUAUCUCCUUGGCACAAAAUAUGCAGAGUUGACACAUAACCUUUGAAAACCAAGGUAACUAAUAUGUGUAUGUGCCCUAGUUGUGUGGCGCUUGGUUACAAAGUCUGUACAUAUUGUAUAUAAAAUGUGUAUAGAUGAACAUUUAGUCCUAAUGAGCUUAAACAAAGUGUUUUUUUCCAAGUAGUGAUUAUCUGUAUCUGUGCUUAUCUAAAAUAUAUAGCUUGAGUAGAAAACAUUUUCAGAUGGUUCAAGAUCGAGUAAAAAAUGACAAUCCCAUACAUUCCAUUAUUAAAUUCUGCCCUAGUCCCUGUUGUGAUCAGCUGAUAUUAAGGUCUUUGAUUGUCACAAUAAUACCAAGAAAUGAGGUAUUCUGAACUGCCUGGUAAUAUUUUCAGAAAAGAGCAAUCAAAAUGUAUAUACCCUAUUAAAUAGCCUAUAGAAAUAGGACUAUUGUGUUAAAACAAGCCAGAAAUUUGCAUGAUAGUGUGGAAACCAAUGGAGUUCCAAAAAUAUUAAUUAUAUCUAAAAUAUGAGAAGAUAUUGAUGCUAUAAUUUAUAAAUAAAUAUUUUUUACUUUUUAAGGGGGUAUAUUAUGAAUUCGGUGUUUCUUCUGAGGCAAUCCUUUCAAUGUAAAUACUACUUGCAUGUCCUUUGACAAAGGCCAAGCUACAAUCUAUUAGCAUACACGUUUUUGAUAAAAUAUAAAGUACCCUUAUUAAAGAAAUGUGGAAGGUGUAUGUCCAUAAUACUA